Drosophila takahashii is the source of this 1131-nucleotide messenger RNA. RefSeq names its product Early boundary activity 3 (gene Elba3). The record is from RefSeq and is a predicted model, not a curated record. Lineage: Eukaryota; Metazoa; Arthropoda; Insecta; Diptera; Drosophilidae.
AUGAGCAACAUUAGCAACGACAGUGGAUUGGAUGACUCGGCCAACAACGCACAUGCUCCUUUGGCGGCCACUCGGUUGUCUUGGUUCCUGGCCGAAGUGGAUGAUGGGUCGAUGAAGGAUGGCAAGCCAAACGGGCAGCCCCGUCUCUGCGUGCUCCACUCCAUGGAGCUGCUGGAAUCGGAUGUGUCGGAGAAGUACAUGACCCGCUUCGUGGAAUUCCGCGUCAACGGAAUGGUGCUGGAGGCCAAGCUAAUCCUGGCCGCCGACGAGAGGCGCCUGGUGGAUGCCGCCCUGCUCUCCAUGAGCAAGGAGGAGCGCGAGGACGCCAGUGCCCAGCAGCUGUUGGUCCAGUACACCGAGAACGACGAGAAAGCGGGCGAGCGAUUGGUCCAGAAACUGGUCUCGCCGAACAAUGUGAUGUGGAUCAGCACCAAACCGGAGCUGAAGGGUAAUCCUCUCGUGAGCCUGGCCCCCGGAUGCAUUGCCCAUGUCUUGUACGCCUACGAGAGUCGCGAUUACAUGGAGAAGAUUCUGCUGCACCUGAAGGCGCGCUCCUUUGACCACGCCUUCGAUGACCAUCUGGAAACCGAGCCGGAGGCCAUGACCGACGACACCUGGAUGCUGGUGCAAUACAGUCCGGAGCCGGAGACGGUGGUCUACCAGGUGGUGCAGUACCGGCAGACAGUGUGGCGCCGGGAGAAUCUUUUCAAGGACGUGAUUGCCUACAUGCAACUGCCGGGCAGCGACAUCGUCCUGCAGGCGGUGGUCAUCAGCUAUGGCAAGGACAAGGAGGCCCAGGAAGCCAAGUACGAGGAGCUGAGAAGGUUCUCCUUCGACAUUGACUUUCCGCUGCCCGAGGAACUGGAGAAGCAUCCGGUUCAGGGCACUUCCACCGCCGCCCUCUUCUCGCGCACCAGUUUGUACCAGAAGGCCGAGCAGCGGGACGCCACCGGGGAGCACAAGGAGCUGCGGAAGAGCCUGGAGCAGAUGAGCGAGAAGGCUCAGAGUGAGGCCCAGAUGAUCAUAGACGCCUUCGACAUGGUGGACAACAUCAACAAGAAUCUGCAGAGUCGUCUGUCCGGGGAACUGCGAUCGGCCGUGGAGGCGACUUCCGGCGACGAGCUCAAUUGA